This is a messenger RNA of Anopheles coustani, 15669 nucleotides long. RefSeq names its product cadherin-related tumor suppressor (gene ft). The transcript is spliced from 9 exons. NCBI's taxonomy places the organism in Eukaryota, Metazoa, Arthropoda, Insecta, Diptera, Culicidae. Gene Ontology annotation, molecular function: calcium ion binding. Gene Ontology annotation, biological process: homophilic cell-cell adhesion. Bases 1 to 15669 code for a protein of 5222 amino acids. Gene Ontology annotation, cellular component: cell-cell junction; plasma membrane. The record is from RefSeq and is a predicted model, not a curated record.
AUGUAUAGUGCAAGUGAGGGGAAAAUGCGGUGCUGGCUGGUGGUAGUGACGCUGGGUUUGCUGGCGGCGGCCGCCAUUGAGCAGGUGGGAGCCCACAGUCCCGGGCCAGGACCGGGGCCAGGGCUAGGGAUGCGGGUGGGGCUGGGGCAGCAGGGCGUGCAGAUUGUGCCCCGGCGGCGCUCGUCCAGCGACGGCGCGAUGCAGUCGAGGGCCGUCGAGACGCGCGUGCAGUUCAACCUGUACGAGAACGAACCGAAGGGCACGGUGGUGGGCUACAUCCCGACCAAGCCCGGCUUCACAUACCGCUUCAACGAGCCGCCGCGGGAGUUCCUGCUCGACUCCAGCACCGGCGAGAUCAAGACGAACGCCGUGCUGGACCGGGAGGGACUGCGGAACGACCGCUACGACCUGGUGAUCCUCUCCAGCCAACCGACGUACCCGAUCGAGGUGCGCAUCACCGUGCUGGACGUGAACGACAAUGCGCCCGAGUUUCCCGAGCCCACGAUCGCCGUCUCCUUCUCGGAGAGCGCCAUCACGGGCACGCGGCUGCUGCUGGACGCGGCCACCGACCGGGACGUGGGCGAGAACGGCGUCACCGACGACUACCGGAUCGUGGACGGGAACCACGAGGACAAGUUCCGGCUGGCGGUGACGACCAGCCCGAACGGGGACGUCUUCUACCUGCACCUGGAGACGACGGGCAAGCUGGACCGCGAGAGUCGCGGCUUCUACGCACUCAACGUGUCGGCCCGGGACGGGGGAGAACCGCCCCGCCACGGCUACCUCUGCGUCAACGUGACCAUCCUGGACGUGAACGACAAUCCGCCCAUCUUCGACCACAGCGACUACAUCGUGUCGCUGAACGAGAGCGUCCUGCCCGGGACGCCGGUGCUGCAGGUGAUGGCGUCCGACAGCGACCUGGGCGACAACAGCAAGAUCACGUACUACCUCGCGGACACCGAGACGCAGUUCACCGUCGAUCCGGAGACGGGCGUGAUCGCCACGACGGAGCGGCUCGCCUGCCCGCAUCAGAACUGUCCGGGGGACGGCAAGAGCUGCCCCAAGAGCUGCGUGUUUACGGUGUUUGCGCGAGACCACGGGACCCCGCGGCAAGACGGCCGCACGUACGUCACGGUCAACCUGGUCGACACGAACGACCACGAUCCGGUGAUCCGGUUCCAGUACUUCCCGCCGACCGGCCGGUUCGCGACGGUGGACGAGAACGCGGCCAACAGCUCGGUGGUGGCGGCCGUCUCGGUGGUGGACGCGGACGAGGGCGCCAACGGCGACACAAGCCUGCGCAUCAUCGCGGGCAACGACCUGCAGCACUUCCGGCUGGAGAAGUCGCCCAGCUUCUACAUCGUGCGCGUGAACGGCGUGCUGGACCGGGAGGAGAUCGGCAAGUACAACCUCACGGUGGUGGCGAUGGACCGCGGGGCGCCGCCCCGCACCGCCACCGCCCACCUCAUCAUCCACGUGAACGACGUCAACGACCACGAGCCGGUGUUCGAGAAGUCCGAGUACUCGGCGGUGCUGAGCGAGCUGGCGCCGGCCGGAACGUACGUGGUGAGCAUCACGGCGACGGACGAGGACACGGGCGUGAACGCGCAGAUCUUCUACGAGUUCGUGGCCGGCAACCACGAGCAGUGGUUCCGCAUCGAUCCGACGUCGGGGCUCAUCACGACGCGCGCGCCCCUCGACCGCGAGGUCCACGGCCACCUCGAGCUGAGCAUUUCGGCGCGCGACGGAGGUCCCAACCCGAAGUGGGCGCAUACGCAGCUCAAGGUGACGGUGCUGGAUGAGAACGACGAGGCGCCGGCGUUCGCGCAACCCCAGCUCAACGUGACCGUCAGCGAGAGUGUCGCCCCGCGCACCGUCAUCGUCUCCCUGACGGCCGUCGACCACGACCAGGGAACGAAUGGGAGUAUCACGUACGCGUUUCACCCCGCCGUCGACCGCACGUACCCGGGAACGUUCGAGCUGGAUCCGGUGUCGGGGCAGAUUGCGACCCGCCGAGCGCUGGACCGGGAGCAAGUGGCCGCCUACACGAUUGUGGUGAUCGCAAGGGAUCACGGUUCGCCUCCGCAGUCAUCGAGCGCCACCGUGCGCCUCACGGUGUCCGACGCCAACGACAACAACCCGGAGCUGUACCCGCGGAGCUACUUUGUGCCGGUGGCCGAGAACGCCCCGCCGGGGACGGUUGUGGUGCGCGUGACGGCCACUGACCGGGACGAGGGCGAGAACGCCCUGGUGCAGUACGAGCUGCGGAGCGCCGUGCCCGAGGGUCUCUUCGCCAUCGACGCCGCGUCCGGCGCGGUGACGCUCCGCGGGAACCUGCAGAAGUCUCCGACGGCCAUCCACAAGCUCGUGGUGGGCUGCAAGGACCGGGGCGGGCGGCGCGCCGAGCGGGACGCGACGGUCGAGAUCAUCAAGGCGGCGCUGCUGGAGGAGAUCGGCUUCGAGGGCCCGCCGGCCGGCUACACGUUCCAGCUGCGCGAGGACAACGGCUUCGAGCGGCGCGCGACGAACCGCGAGGUCGGCCAGGUGCGCACGAAGUGGGCGUCGGCGUCUUCCGGCGCGGAGUUUGCGAUCGUGCGCGGCGAUCCGCUGGCCUCGUUCCGCAUCGACGAGCGCACGGGCGUGAUCAGCACGGCCCGGCACGUCGACCGCGAGCAGAAGGCCUCCUACAGCCUCACGGUUUCCGCCCGCAACGGUCCGGCGUACGGCGAGACGCUGGUGAACGUGACGAUCGUCGACCUGAACGACAACGCGCCCGCCUUCCUCGACCACGACCACGACGACGUCCGGCUGCCGGAGAACGCGGCCGUGGGGCAGGAGGUGUACGUGGCGCGGGCGCGAGACGCCGACACGGGCCCGAACAGCCGGCUCACCUUCGGCCUGCCGGGCAAUCCGGCCGGCCUGUUCCGGAUCGCCGAAUCGACCGGCGUCCUGUACCUCAACCGCUCGCUCGCCGUCGAACCGGGCACGGUGCUGACGGUGGAGAUCAGCGCGACGGACGCCGGCACCCCGCCGCUCACCACCCGCAGCCAGGUGCAGGUGACGGUGGACGACGUGAACGACCACACGCCCGUCUUCGACCACACCUCGUACGAGACGUCGCUGCUGGAGUCGAUGCCGGUGAACUCGCGCUUCUUCGCGCUGGCCGCGUCCGACGCCGACGCGGGCGCCAACGGCCGCAUCUCGUACGCCAUCGUCGAGGGCAACGUGGACGGCAAGUUCGGCAUCUUCCCCGACGGCUACCUGUUCGUGCGCAGCGCGCUGGACCGCGAGCAGCGCGACUACUACGCGCUCACCGUGGUCUGCAUGGACGACGGUCGGCCGGUCUCGCGCUCCUCCUCCGUGCCGCUCAUCGUGCACGUGAUCGACGAGAACGACAACGCGCCGCAGUUCACCAACGGCACGUUCGUGUUCAGCGUGGCCGAGAACGAGCCGGCCGACACGUUCGUGGGCAAGCUGACGGCCGUCGAUCGCGACAUUGGCCGGAACGCCGAGCUCAUCUACAUGCUCUCGUCCUCCUCGACGUCGUCGUCGUCGUCCUCGGCGGCGGCGGUUGGGGUUGGCGCGAGGGAUCACGAGGAGGACUUUAGCAUCGAUUCGCGCAACGGAUUCAUCCGCACGAGGCGGCCUUUCGACCGGGAGGCACUCGGUGGCCAAAGCUUCCUCACCCUCGAAGCGACCGUUUCGGAUAACGGGUUGGUUCGGUUGCGGGAUCGCGUUAAGAUCAAGGUGUUCAUCACGGACGUGAACGACAACGCGCCCGUGUUCAUCCGUGCGCCGUACCGCGUGCAGAUCUCGGAGGGCGCCUCCAUCGGCACGCAGCUGGUGCGCGUCUACACGCACGACGCCGACGAGGGCCUCAACGGGGACGUCUUCUACUACAUCGCCGACGGCAACCGGGCCGAGCGGUUCGCGAUCGACGACUCCACGGGGCAGAUCUCGCUGGUUCGGCCGCUGGACCGCGAGACCACCGCCUCCUACCGGCUGACGGUGGUGGCGCACGACGCCUCCAAGCAGAACCGGCUGAGCGCGUCCACCACCGUCACCAUCGACGUGCUGGACGAGAACGACGACGCGCCCGAGUUCACGCAAACCCUCAGCCAGAUCUCGAUCGUCGAGACGACGCCGACCGGCACCGAGCUGAUGCGAUUCCGCGCCACCGACCUCGACCUCGGCGCCAACGCGCAGAUCGGCUUCUCCAUCGCGGCCGGCAACCGCCGGGACACCUUCCACAUCGACCCGCUCUCCGGCGCGCUCUUCCUGCACAAGCCGCUCGACUUCGAGGACACGCCCGCCUACGCGCUCAACAUCUCCGCCGCCGACGGCGGCAACCCGCGGCUGGCCACCACCGUCCUCUUCACGGUGCACGUCAUCGACGCGAACGACAACCCGCCCGCCUUCCCCAACACCGCCAUCGUGCGCCAGAUCCGCGAGGGCAUCCCGCUCCACACGCCCAUCGUCACGGUGACGGCCGAGGAUCCGGACUCGGGCGCCAACGGCCAGGUUCGCUACGAGAUCUCGCACCAGCACCCGCCGCCCGACGGCAAGCGCCACUUCGGCAUCAACCCGACCACCGGCGUCAUCCACACGCUGCACGCCAUCGACCGCGAGGCCAUCGACACCUACCGCCUCACGGUGCUCGCCACCGACCAGGCGCCCGUCGCGGCCGAGCGCCUCUCCGCCGAAAAGCUCGUCACCGUCAUCGUGGAGGACGUGAACGACAACGCGCCCGUCUUCGUCUCCAUGAACGCGGCCAUUCUGCCCGGGAGCGGGCGAGGUUCCGACCCGGCCGCGACCGAGAUCAUGCGCAUCCACGCCGAGGACGCCGACUCGAGCUCGAACGGGCUCGUCACCUACGAGAUGAUCGGCGGCAACACGGACCUCUUCCAGCUCCACCGCACCACCGGCGCCAUCACGCUACGAAAGCCCAUCCUCAAGCCCGACAUCCGCUACCAACUGUCGGUGCGGGCCACGGACGAGGCCGUCCAGGCGGAGCGCAAGAGCAGUGACGCCUACCUCACGAUCCUCGCAUCGGGCGGCGCCGCAGCCGCCGGUGGACCCGUGUUCGCCAAGAAGGACCUCUCCGGGAGCGUGUCGGAGAACGAACCGGUCGGUACGAGCAUCCUCACUGUCUCCGCGUACCUCAACUCCGUCAGCGACAUCGAGUACUACGUGACGAACGUCACUUCCGGCGUCGACGGGCGGCAGGUGAAUCGGCUGUUCGACAUCGACACCAAGCUCGGCAUCCUCUCGACGGCGGCCGAGCUUGAUCGCGAAACCGGAAUCGAGCACUACGACGUCGAGGUGUAUGCGAUCGCGGUCGGCGCCGUUCCCCGAACUACCAGCACGAGGAUCCGAGUGAACGUGCUGGACAAGAAUGACAGUCCGCCAAAGUUCCAGAACCUCCCGACGGUGUUCAGCGUGUCGGAGGACCUGGCCGUCGGCCAGACGGUGGCGCGCAUCACCGCCACCGAUCCGGAUACGCUGGGAAAACUGGAGUACACGCUGCUGAAGGGGGACACGGCCAAGUUCACGCUGGAGCGGGAAACCGGUUUGCUCAAGCUGGGCGACACGCUCGACCGCGAGACGGAGGACUCGUACCGGCUGACCGUCAGUGUGACGGACGGCAUCCAGAGCACCGAAAUGACGAUCACCGUCCAGGUCACCGACACCAACGACAAUCCGCCCGUCUUCACGGAGCCGGCGUACUCGUUCGAUAUUCCGGAAAAUGCGCAGCGUGGUUUCCACUUCGGAGUGAUCGCGGCGACCGAUCCAGAUGUCGGCACCAACGCCGCCGUCACCUACACCGUCAUCUCCGACUGGGCGAACGACGUGUUUUCGCUCAACCCCCAGACGGGCAUAUUCACCCUGACAGCGCGACUUGACUACGAGGAGGUGCAGCACUAUAUACUGGUCGUGCAGGCUCAGGACAACGGUUUUCCCAGCCUAUCCAGCACGGUCACCGUCUACUGCAACGUGGUCGACCUGAACGACAAUGCGCCGAUCUUCGAUCCGAUGAGCUACUCCAACGAAAUAUUCGAGAACGCGCCGAUCAACUCCGACGUGGUUACGGUCAGCGCCACCGAUAUAGACUCCGGAGUCAAUGGACGCAUCGAAUACUCAAUUACGGCAGGCGACGACAACGAGGACUUCCAGGUCAUGAGCAAUGGAACGAUCCGGACGCACCGAGCGCUCGACAGGGAAACGAAAGCCACCUACAACCUGGUAGUGACGGCUCGAGACUGCGCCACGGAGCCUGAGAAGCGACUCUCGUCCACCGUCCAGGUGACGAUCCUCCUGAAGGACAUCAACGACCUGGCGCCGGAGUUUGUGACGCCGAAUGAGACGAGCGUCACGGAGAACAUUCCGGUCAACACGGUGAUCAUGGCGAUCAAGGCGAUCGACCGGGACGAGGGUCGCAACGGGUACGUCGAGUAUCAGCUGGCCGAGGACGCGACGUCCCCGGUCUCCUCAUUCACCGUCGGCCAAGCGGACGGACUGCUGCGCGUUUCGGGGCCCUUGGACCGUGAAGCCCGCUCCAGCUACGAGCUGAACGUCAUCGCCAAGGAUCGAGGCGAUCCGCCGAAAUCCACGACCUCGCGCAUCCACAUUUCGGUGCUGGACGAAAACGACAACAGUCCCAUCUUCGACCCGAAGCAGUACAGUGCGGCCAUCGCCGAGAAUGCCAGCAUCGGAGCGAGCGUUCUGCAGGUUUCCGCGACCGACGUGGACGAAGGCGCUAAUGGACGAGUGCGCUUCUCGAUAGCGGCCGGCGACGACAACCGCGACUUCACGAUCAGUGAGGACAGCGGGGUGGUGCGGGUGGCAAAGAACCUCAACUACGAGCGCAAAUCGCUGUACGCCAUCACGGUGCGGGCGGAAGACUGCGCCGGCGACACCGAGCACGGCGAGGUGCGCUUCGACACCGCCCGCCUCUCGAUCACCAUCACCGACAUCAACGACAAUCCGCCGACCUUCCUCGAUUCGCCGUACCUCGCCUACGUCAUGGAGAACGUCAUCCCGCCGAACGACGGCUACGUCAUUACGGUGCGGGCGUACGACGCGGACACGCCACCCUUCAACUCGCAGGUGCGAUACUUCCUCAAGGAGGGCGACACAGACUUCUUCAAGAUCAACGCGUCGACGGGUGAGAUUUCGCUACUCCGGGCGCUCGAUCGCGAGCUGCAGGAGGAGUACAUCCUGACGCUCGUCGCCAUGGAUACCGGGUCGCCGCCGUUAACGGGAACCGGAACGGUGCGUGUAAUGGUGCAGGACAUCAACGACCACAGCCCAGAGUUCGAGCGGCAAUCGUACGCGACGACGAUCGCGGAGAAUCUCCCGAUCGGAACGAGCGUCCUGUGGCCGCGGGCCUCCGACAAGGACGCGGGUUUGAACGCGAAGCUCCGCUACACGCUGGUCGGUGAGCAUUCCGAGCGCUUCCGGCUGGAUUCCACGACGGGAGAGAUCCGCACCGGGACCGUGCUCGAUCGUGAGGACGUGCCGGUGUACCAAUUCACGCUGAUGGCGCAGGACAGCUCGACGACGGAACCGCGGGCGACGGCCGUCAACGUGACGAUCGGGGUGCAGGACGCGAACGACAACAGUCCAGCCUUCAGUGCGCCCUCGUUCCACGUUAACGUGCCCGACCGGAUCAAGCCGGGCCAGUUCGUGUUCGGCGCGAAGGCGGUCGACCGGGACGAGGGACAGAACGCGCGCAUCCUCUACUCGAUCGUCGGCACAGACGCGGCCAAGUUUCGCAUUAACGAGCACACGGGAGUGAUCGAGGCGACCACCGAGCUGUCAUCGCCCUCGGCCACCACUUCCGGCGCCCACGCUGAGCGCAUCUUUCGGCUGACGAUCGUGGCCCGCGACCAUGGCUACGAGCCUCGCACGGCCAGCUGCGAGUUGGCGGUGUCGCUCAAGUCAGCCCACCUCUUCCCCGUGUUCUCCUACACUGCCGAGACGCAGUUCGUGUUGUCCGAGGACCUGGCGGAUGGGAAAGUGGUCACCAAGCUGGCGGCCACCUCGCCCAAGAAGGGUUCGGUCGGUGCGAUUCGAUAUGCGAUCGCCGGCGGCAACAUCGGCGAUGCACUACGCAUCGAUCCGAGCACGGGCGAGGUUGCGGUGAACCGGGGAGGCCUGGACUACGAGCGCCAGCAGCAGUACGAGGUGUGGAUCGAAGCUGCCGACUCCGACCGGCCGAGCCUGCGCAGCGUCGUGCAGCUGGUUGUGAACGUGACGGACGCGAACGACAAUCCACCCAUCAUGGAGCGACCGGUGUACGUGGCGGAGGUGCUGGAGGAGGAAUCACCGUCGCAGCUCGUCACCAAAGUGUCCGCGAGCGACGCCGACUCGGAGGAGAACGGACAGAUCACCUACCGGCUGCGGGACGACUUCGAGGCUUUCGAGAUCAACGCCGAUACGGGCGAAAUUUACACGACCACGCGCCUCGACCGGGAGGACAUCGCACAGUACACGCUGCUGGUGGAGGCGGUCGAUCAGGGCAUGCCACAGCUGACCGGAAGCGCGACCGUGCUGGUGAACGUGGCGGACAAGAACGACAACCCGCCCAAGUUCACGCGCCUCUUCUCGGUGAACGUGACGGAGAACGCCGAGAUCGGGCAGUUUGUGAUCAAGAUCACCUCGUCCGACUCGGACGUCGGUGUGAACGCGAACGCAACCUACAUCUUCACCGAGAACGUCGGCAGCAAGUUCUCGAUCGACUCCACCACCGGCAACGUGACCGUGGCGGGCCAUCUCGAUCGCGAGCAGCAGGACGAGUACAUCCUCAAGGUGGCCGCGGUGGACGGGGCGUGGCGUGCGGAGACACCACUCACCAUCACCAUCCAGGACCAGAACGACAAUGCGCCCGAGUUCGAGCACAGCUACUACAGCUUCAACUUUCGCGAGCUCCAGAAGCCGGUCACGUUCGUGGGGCAGGUGAUCGCGACCGACCGGGACAAGCAGGGCCCGAACUCGGUCAUCUCGUACGCGCUGCAGCAGCCGAGCGACCUCUUCACGAUCGAUCCGGCAACGGGCGAGAUCUUCAGCAAGCGCAAGAUCAACUACAAGCACACGCAGCUCGAGGCGUCGCCGGAGAACAGCUUCACGCUGACGGUGCUGGCCACCGACAACGGCAAGCCACCCAUGUACACCGAAUGCGUGGUCAAUAUCAACGUGGUGGACGCCAACAACAACCCGCCGGUGUUUGCGCAGCGCACCUACAUGGCGCCCGCGCCCGAGGGAGCCGACGUGGGCCAGCGGAUCGUGCAGCUGGUCGCGAAGGACGAGCUGGACUUUGGUGUGAACGCGGAGAUCGAGUACCUGGUCACGGGAGGCAACGGAUCGGCUCAGUUCGCCGUGAGCAAGCUCGACGGAUGGGUCGUGGUGAGUCACGUCCUGACCGAUGUGGCCGUUCCCGGCACGGUUUACGCGCUCAAGGUUCGCGCUGUCGAUCGAGGUGUUCCACCGCAGCAAGACGAGGUUGAGGUGACGAUCAUCGUGACAGGGGCUAACAAGUUUGCUCCCGUCUUCCAAAGUCCCUCGUACCAGGUGAUUGUGCCGGAGAACGAACCCAUCGGCUCGACGAUCCUCACCGUGAGCGCACCGGACAACGACGACGGCCCGAACGGGAUGGUGCGCUAUUCACUGCUUGCCGGCAACGAUCGGAACGAUUUCUCGGUGGACGCCAUCAGUGGCGCAGUCAUCAUCCGGCAGCCGCUGGACUUCGAUCUGGUGCAGAUGUAUCAGCUCAACAUCACGGCCGAGGAUCUGGGCUACAAGCCGAAGCGCUCCGUCGCCAUGAUCACGAUCACGCUGACCGACAUCAAUGACAACGCGCCGUACUUCAACCAGUCGACGUACGAUGCGUACGUGGCGGAAAACUCCCCGCCCAACUCGUUCGUCUACCGCGCCCAAGCGCACGAUCGCGACUCACCCAAGAACGCCAUCAUUCAGUACGCGAUCGUGGGCGGGACGGGUCGCGAGCUGUUCGCCAUCGAGUCCGCCACGGGCAUCAUCACGUCGCAUGCCACCUUCGACUACGAGGAGCAGGAUCAGUACACGCUCACGAUCUCCGCCUCCAACCCCGACUCGCCGAUGCGCAACGAAACGAAGGUGAUCGUGCACGUAACCGGCGUCAACGAGUACUACCCGAAGUUCGUCCAGCCGGUGUUCCACUUCGACGUGUCCGAGUCGGCGGAGGUGGGUGCGACGGUCGGCAUAAUCGAGGCGACGGACAAGGACUCCGGUGAGGAUGGCAAGGUGUACUACCUGCUGGUCGGUUCGAGCAACGACAAGGGCUUCAGCAUUCACCCGGGGACGGGCGUGUUAGUUGUGUCGCGCAACCUCGACCGAGAGACACAGUCACGAGUGGUGCUGACGGUGUUGGCGAAGAACUAUGGAGGCAUCCGAGGUAACGACACGGACGAGGCGCAGAUCAUCAUCUCCAUCCAGGACGGAAACGAUCCACCAGAGUUCCAGCGCGACCUGUAUGAAGCCACCAUCUCCGAGGGCGACCCGGUCGGUACGAAGGUGCUCGCGGUAAAGGCUGUGGACAAGGACGUGCGUCCGCAGAACAACCAAUUCACGUACUCCAUCAUCGGUGGGAAUAACGACCAUUCGUUCAAGAUAGACCCACAGUCGGGUCAGAUCGAAACAGCCCGUCCGCUCGACCGGGAGAAGGCCCCUUUGCACAAACUGCUGUUGGGAGCCAUAGACACCGGAACACCUCCACAGACCGGCACAACUACGGUGAAGAUAACUCUCUCCGAUAUCAACGACAAUGGGCCCACGUUCGAUCCGAAAGAUACGGUCGGUUCGGUGCUAGAGAACGAACCGCCGAACACGGUCGUUAUGACACUCGCUGCCAGCGAUCCGGAUCUACCUCCGAACGGUGCACCCUUCACGUACUACCUCGUCGGAGGGCGACACAAGUCGUUGUUCACCCUGGAGCGCCACUCGGGCGUACUGAAGACGGUACGCAGCCUUGACCGCGAACAAACGGCUCAGCUAACGCUACUCGUCGAGGUGGAAGACAACGGGAAGCCACGGAUGCGCACCCAGCACACCAUCACCGUGAACGUGCUGGACCAGAACGACAGCCCAUCGACGCCCCGUACGGUUCAUGUGCUGUCGUACGUGUUCAACGGUGGACCCCUGCAUGGACCCAUCGCCAGCGUUCACCCGAACGAUCCGGACACUACCGGCGACUAUCGCUGCAAAAUCUUAUCCGACGUCAACAAGCACCCAGUGACGGCGUUUACGAUUGCAAAUGGCUGCCAGCUGCGACCCACCUUCGGCCGCAAGAUUCCUCCCAACGGGCAGACGUUCAUGGUGUCGGGUAACGAUGGCAAACACCCCGACGUCACGUCAACGGUGUCGGUCGAGUUUCUGCACUUUGACAACGCCACGGUGGAGAACUCGAUCACGAUUCGCAUCACGAACGUCAGCAGCGCCACGUUCCUGGCGAACUACUACCGCAACUUUGUCGACAUUGUGAAGUCGUCGCUCGAGCCAGCGGACGAGCUGAUCCUGUACGGUCUGCUGAACGUUGGCAAGGCUCUGCACGCGACCGUCGCCGUGCGGAAUGCGCCGGCCAAAGGCUUCCGCCCGAAGCAGGACGUCGAGAAGCGCAUCGGACAGAAGCAGGAAGCGAUCAACCAGCUGCUACCGAACGUACAAACCAUCGUCGGCUAUGACCCGUGCCGAGCACCGGAUGCUUGCGCCAACGGAGGCGUGUGCACUGCGUCGAUCAAGGUGUACAAGGAUGACGACAACCACAUCAUCGACAGUCAAUCGCUCAUCUUCAGCGCACCUCCCGUACGGCACGACUUCCUGUGCGCCUGCCCAGAUGGCUACACAGGAACCCGUUGUGACAAGCGGCAGGAUCCGUGCUCACCAAAUCCUUGCCACGCCGGAGCGCAGUGUCGCCGCCAGGGGUACGACUUCCAGUGCAGCUGCCCGGCGAAUCGCGAGGGCAAGUACUGCCAGCUGGAACGCGGCGACAUCUGCUCGAGCGGACCGUGCAAGAAUGGCGGCUCGUGCCGCGAGAGCUCCGACGGGUCGUCCUUCUUCUGCCUCUGUCGACCGGGGUAUCGUGGGAACCAGUGUGAGGCCGUGACGGACUCGUGCCGCCCGAACCCAUGCCUGUACGGGGGACUCUGUGUGAGUCUGAAGCCGGGCUACAAGUGCGCCUGUGUCGACGGUCGAUACGGACGGCACUGCGAGAAGACCACGUUUGGGUUCCGCGAACUGUCCUACAUGGCGUUUCCGGCGCUUGACGCGGCCACCAACGACAUCUCGGUGAUCUUCGCCACGACCAAACCGGACGCGCUGCUCAUCUACAACUACGGCAUACAGAGCGGGGGCCGGUCGGACUUUGUCGCCAUGGAGAUCGUCAACGGACGGGCCGUGUUCUCGUACGGAGGUGCCCGCACCGCCAUCACGUCGCUCGUCGUUGGCCAGGGCGGAUCAGUUGCUACCGGCGGGCGGACGGGUUCGAUCUCGAACGGUGAAUGGCACAAAAUCACGGCGACUCGCAACGGGCGCGUCAUGUCCCUCAGCGUGUCCAAGUGCACCGACAAUGGUGACUACUGCGACGACUGCCGUCCUGGCGAUUCCAGCUGCUACGCGGACGAUACCGGUCCUACUGGAACGCUCAACUUCAACAAACACUACCUUCUGGUAGGUGGGUUGAUGGCCGCCGAUCCGGUGCUGGAACGUCCGGGCCAGGUGCAUUCGGACGAUUUGGUCGGGUGUGUGCACAGUGUGUCAAUCAAUGGCCGCGCCCUCAACCUCAGCAAUCCGAUCAAAUCGUUCGGCAUCGAGCCGACGUGCCAGCGAAGCACGGGCGGUUCCGGCGGUCCUUGCAGCGUGGGGCUGCCGGAAGACCCGGCCCAGCCACUCUGCGGCCCGUACGGUCAGUGUAUGGACCGGUGGCACACGGCCCUGUGCCGUUGCGGAGGCUCGAUCCUAUCGCCGGACUGCUACGGCUCGCUGGACGCGUACUCCCUCCAGGACGGUGCGUUUAUCGAGUACGAGAUUACGGAGAAGCACAAGCGCAUGCAGCUGCUGGAGAACAUCUACACCGGUCGCAACUGGAUCUGGAGCUACGACGUGACACGCCAGAAGCGCCAGCACGAGCCGGCACCCACCCUCACGAUCGCUGAGGAUCCGCCCAAAUACAUGAGCAUCCUGUUCAAGACGACCAAAGCAAGCGGCCUGCUGAUCUACGCCGCCACCAGCCACAAGCACUACACGGCGGUCGAGCUGCGGCACGGGAAGCUCUCCUACACCUCGCACCAGACGUCCUACGUGAACGUGUCGGCCGGCGGGCAGGACGGAGGGCCCGGAACCGACGGGUCGCUGGCCGACGGACGCUGGCACAACGUCACACUUCACUCGCACAACCGCGUGCUGCAGGUGCUGGUGGAUGGGCGAGCGGUGGUGCCGGACCUGGACGCGACCGGUGUUCACGACUUCCUCGACCCAUACCUCACCGUGCUGGCCAUCGGGAACGUCCGGCGCGAGUAUUUCGUGGGCGAAUCCGAGGCUCACGCGAUGCCAGCGCACUUCCAGGGCUGCCUGGCGAACUUCACUAUCAACGGCGAAGUGCAGCCGUUCAACGGCUCCGGCAGCAUCUUCCGGACGGUGGUGCAGCGCGGCAACGUGCUGCAAGGGUGCGCCUGGGAUGUGCUCGGCACGGCGCAGGUCACCAACCCGCUCAACAUCGGCAUCACGCUCGUGAUCGUGUUCUUCGUGAUGCUGCUGGUCGGCAUUUUCAUCUCGUUCCUGGUGGUUCGCUGUCGGCGCCAGCACAAGGAGAAAAGCGGUGCGCUCGGAACCCACUCCUCCACCGCGCUGCACUCCAAACAAAAUGGCGGCGGCGGAGGAGCUGGCGGCGGUUCGACGCUGCUGAGCGGUUCAGGGCUGGUUUCAUCCGGCGGACUGCACACCGACGGCAAUGGGCGUACGCUGCACGUCAACGACCUCUCCGUCGUGGGCUACCACGCGGGGGAGGGAGGUGCGGACAUGCUGAGGGCUGUGAGUGGCCACCACCUCGUAGGGCCGGAACUCAUCUCGAAAAAGUACAAAGAGCGGGACCUCGGAUCCACGGAACCUCAGCGACCGCAGCGUCCGGACAUCAUCGAGCGUGAGGUGGUCAGCAAGAGUCCCCCGCUGCCCCCGCCCAGCCAGUCGCACCAUACCUCGUCGGCCCCGCACGACCACCCCAACUCGACGGCCAUGGACCUCGGCUCCGAGUAUCCGGAGCACUACGAUCUCGAGAACGCCAGCUCGAUCGCUCCUUCGGACAUCGACAUCGUGUACCAUUACAAGGGCUAUCGGGAGGCGGGCGGGGUGCGCAAGUACAAGGCCACCCCGCCACCCGUCGCCAGCGCCUACACCCACCACAAGCACCAGACGUCGGCGGCGGCGGCGGCAGUGGCGGCGGCCCAGCAGCAGCAGCAACAACAGCACCGCCACUCGCCGCACCACGCCGUCGCCGCCGGGGGCAACCCGUACGCGCCGCGCGUCCUCCCGCCGCCCCAAGCUAGUCAGCCGCCGCCGCCCUCGAACGCGUCGGCGCACGCCCGCCAGCACCAGUCCACGCCGCUGGCCCGCCUGUCGCCCAGCUCGGAGCUCAGUUCGCAGCAGCCCCGCAUCCUCACGCUGCACGACAUCUCUGGCAAGCCGCUGCAGUCCGCGCUCCUGGCCACCACCUCCAGCUCGGGCGGCGUCGGCAAGGACGCACUCCACAGCAACAGCGAGCGCAGCCUCAACAGCCCCGUCAUGAGCCAGCUGUCCGGCCAGAGCUCCAGCGCGCGCUCGCGCAGCAAGAAUCCGGGCGGGGGUCCCUCGCAGCCCCCGAACGUCGUGUCCGUCAGCUCGGUCGUCACCAUGCCGGUCGGACACGGCGGCAUGGGCCUGACGGCGGAGGAGAUCGAGCGGCUGAACGCCCGACCGCGCACCUCCAGUCUCGUCUCCACGCUCGACGCCGUCUCGAGCAGCAGCGAGGCCCCGGCCCGCGUUCCCGCCCCACACCUCUCGCACAUGCACCACUCGCCGGCCGACAUCGACACGCACAGCUCGACCUCCACCGACGAGAGCGGCAACGACAGCUUCACCUGUUCCGAGAUCGAGUACGACAACAACAGUCUCAACGGCGGCGACACCGGUCCGGCCAACCCGGGACCCCGCGACUCCGGCAAGUACGGGAAGGGGCGAGGCGACGACCCGGGCAGCCGACGCACCGACACCUCGAGCGCCGGGACCGGGGCCGGCGACACUUCCGGCCCGCCCGGAUCAGGCGGCAAAGGAAGUGGGCACCUACCACCGUCCGCCUCUUCGUACGACGGAUUCGACUCGUCGUUCCGCGGUUCGCUCAGCACGCUCGUCGCCUCCGACGACGACCUGUCCAGCCACAUGGUGGGAAUGUACGGCCGGCAGCCGAACGGAGGUGGAGCGGCCUCCCCAUCCGCCACCGGCUGGGACUACCUGCUCAACUGGGGCCCGAACUUCGAGAGCCUCAUGGGCGUGUUCAAGGAUAUCGCCGAGCUGCCGAGCGACGUGCCGACGGUGAACGGGCGAGUGCCGAACUCGCUGCGCAUUCCCACCGGCGUUCAGCCGAAACCCUCGGAGGAGUACGUCUAG